Molecule: messenger RNA, 858 nt
Organism: Perkinsus marinus ATCC 50983
Lineage: Eukaryota; Perkinsozoa; Perkinsida; Perkinsidae
Exons: 8
Coding region: 1-858 (285 amino acids)
Molecular function (GO): catalytic activity
Source: RefSeq, a predicted model, not a curated record
AUGUUUAUCGAACUCACUUGUAUCAGCGAUGGAACAUGCGUGUUCUAUAAGCGAGAGAACUGGCGUCUUGUGAAGGAUCUGUCCAAGAUUGACACCAACCUACGGGUUCCUCUAUCAAUGGUUUUACUCGAGUGCGAGUCUGAAUCCACUGGUACUAGUGAGCCCUGGAAACUGCUGGUGGCAUCUAUCCAUCUGAAAGCCGGUGAAGAUCGGAAAGCAGACCAACGUCGGCAAGAACAACUCACAUGGGUGAUUGAGGAAAUAGAAACCGCUACAAGAGUGUAUGGAGCUCCGGUACUCGUGUGCGGCGACUUCAAUGCUGAACCAUGGGAGGGAAGUAUUCAGACCAUUCUGAAGUCUACAGAUUGGAAAUCAGCAUAUCCACUCGAAGAAUCUCAACUACGCCCUACGACGAUUCAACAGCGCAAGGGGAAGCCUGUGACCCGCAGGCACAUCGACUACAUCUGUGAUGAAGUCGAUGAUGUUUUCAAGUCGUUUGAACAGAUAGUCGUAUUAGCUUUAAACGGCGAAAGAUCUUCUACAGCUGAUCGGCGAGAGGUGGGGAGGUGGAACGUUGAUGCACUAGAGCGAUCUGAUAUAUGCAUAUUCGAGGUGGAAGAUGUCAAAUGUCAAGAGGAAACUGGUCGUCAGGUCAGUUUGGGUUUCGCGCUGGCGAGGAAGCCGAGAUCUGUGCUGCUACUCCAUACAAGCUCCGACGAUUUGCCACCAAUGAUCGCUCACUACUGUUCUGAUUAUGGUGUGGCGGUUUUCAAAUCGGAGGAGGAUUUGUAUGAAAAAAUUAAAGAUAAGAUAUUCGAGAUCCGACAGAGCAAGAGUGCCGAUGAGAAUCUGAACUGA